CCCAAGAGCUUGCAGUCAAAAUCUGAGGAGAGAGAGAGAGCGCACAGUGAUACAACAACCAGAAGAGAAAAGAUAACUUGCCCUGGCGUACUGUUGAAAGACAAAGAGGACCUCUAUCUCAGCGUGUCUGUACUUGGGCAGUACAAAAAAACUCGAUGCGUCCCUGCAGCAUUUCCACUGCUUUUUGAAGAAAAACUAGUAUUUGAAAAGGCAUUUGCUGAUAUAGUUGAUCCUGGAGACCUUGUGGAGUUACUUGAGCUUGACACAGCAGUACUUGAGCUAAUACAACUUGUUCCUCCAGUGGGAGAAAUUCUAGCUACUUACGAAGAAAAUACAAGAGAUUUCCUGUUCCCUGACCCUAAGCUCACUCAUGGGCACCAUGGUUUAGAUCGUGAGAUUUUAAUGAAGAGGUCCUCUUCUUUUACAGGAAUUGCACCAAAACUGAGAUUUUCUACAAGCUCCCUUAUUACAGAAAGUCUGUUAAGCUCAGGAAGGAGUCACAUACAGGAUAAUUUGAAUCGGGUACAUCACUCAGCCCCCAAUGGAAAAUUGCAAACAAGGUUACCAAAGAAAAACACACUUUCACCUGAGAAAAACAGGCAUAACUUAGCAACAAAGAACUACGAGCAGCCUACAAUAGCUUCUAAAUCACGUUCUCCAUCUCCAUAUACAAAAAGACGAAUGUGUGAGCUAUCAGAAGAAGCCAGACAACGACUGGCCCAUUUAAACCUUGGACCUUUUGCAUUCAGAAGAGAAACUGAUAAACCUCCGUUUGUAGUUAGACGUGUUGAACAACCAAGUCCUGGUAUUGAACUUCACACCUGGUGUCCUCCUCGAGAAAGUACAGUGGAAGCCUGGUCCAAGGUAAAUCAUGAUCCUUCUCUUCUUGGCAGCUACAGGCCCAAGAAAGCCAAAGUAAAAUCUGCUCAUGGGAAAGACUUUGAUAGUUCUUCUGAUGUCUGUAACGAGCAUGUGAUCUCGGGUCCACGAAACAGACAGUCCAGUUCUGCUGGUUCGUUAAUGUGUUCGGCACCUUCGGCGUUUCAUAAGCAUUCCUUAAGUUCUGUGCUAAGUCGAUCUUCUCUAAGGGAAAGGUUUAACUCUGGUUGGCCUACACCAGCAAAUGGAGAUGAGAUCCAUAAACGAGUGAAAAAUAUUUUAAGGACACACAGUGCUAGACAGCGUCUAAUAUUUGAUGAGACUAACUCAUCAAAAGAAGACUUAACUAAAAUAGGAGAAUUUUCACAUAAAGCCUCCUUAUGCAUGAGCGAACUGCAGAGCAGUUCACCAGUGCAGCAGAACGCCACUGUUCACUUGGAUAAUGGUGAAUAUUGGUCCAGUCAUGCAGCUGUAUACAAAGGGAAGCCUCACAGAGCGAUCUUUGAAGACAGUCUGGAGAAAAUAUACAGAAACAUGUACCAAAAAGCUUCUGGCACUCUUUCAGACCAAAAAACCCAUUCGUGAUAGCAAUUUGCCUGGAAAUGCACAGUACACAGUGUUCAUAUUUUUAAUGAAAAUAUUUUUAUGUAACAAAUAUUUGUACUCUAUUUUUAAGGUGUAAUUAUGUUUAGGCAGGGUUGCUGAGCUAUGGGGUUUUGGGCCUGAGUUGCCAAAUGGGGAAGUACUUAAAAACAAACAAAAACUAAGCUUCUUCCUAGUUAAUCAAGCUGUGUCGCUCCUUUCAGACAUCAGAAGAUAGUCAUUUGAAGACUAAUAGUUCUGCUGGAUAUUCUUGUCUGACAUCAAGUCAGGUUUCAGCUGCAGUCAACUUUUUAAAAAAUCAUUAUAACUAGUUAGUAACAUAAAUAGAAUUGGUUGAAAAAGUAAUAUGUUUUAGUGUUCAGAGAGGCAGUCUAAAGGGGAAGGGUGAAUGUAUGUGUUGAUAUAAAAGUGUCUGCUUUGGGAAAGAGGGAAUUGUUUUUUAGAAUAUUGCCUUUGGAAUGUUUAUUGUUGAGAAAGGCAGAAGGAAAAAGCAACAUACUGACCUAUAGACAUGCUUUCAAAGAGGUUUCAAGCACCGUUAGUAACAAAUUUUCUAAUACUGUAACAUUUUAAAAGAAACCUGCCUAGCCCAGUAGUCUUUUUAUCAGAAGGAAGUUCUUCACAUACCCUGUGCACUUGCAAGUUUCCAGGUUCUCUUGAAUGCAACCAUGAUAUUUGCCAACAUACUUGUAAUUUUAAAAAUACAGAUAAGAAAAGGGCGAUGAGGGGGUGGGAUUGGAGCUAGUCAGCAAGCUCAUAUACCCAGUUCAGGCCUUCUGAAGUCCCUGCAUCACAAUCCUACCUAAUUUGGAGCUUAUCCUUACCAGCCUGCUGGGAUCCUGUUGGCAGAAAUUGCAUCCUUUUUGCUAAAGGCCACCAAAUGUUCAUCAGCAGUUCAAUGCUUUCCCAAGAGACGGAACCUUUUCAGCUUUGCAUUGAACAGAUCCCACAUUAACAGACCAGGGCAAAUUGCCCAUCUAUUGAAAAACCGAAUUUUUUAAAAGGGCAAGAGUGUCCAUCUCCUGCUUCUUUUUAAAAUGGGGAAAAAACAAUUGCAUAUUGUGGCUCCUUCUCUGACUGAGAGAACAGAUUCGGUUACCCCAAUGCCAUUUUACCUGUUACGAUUGGAUAAAGGAUAAAGCUGGCAGUACAGAUGGCGGAACAUAUGACUGUAACCUGCCAGCAUGCCUAGAUAAACAAAAAGUUGGUCUACCCCGCCUUCCGUCCUUUAACGCUGAGACAACAUAAUUGAUUUGAGAAAGCAGUUGGUGAGCAGCUAUGCUAGUGGGAAAGCACGUUGAAAGGCUGUGUGCUUCUGUUUCAGGAAGGGGGACUCUCAGAGGAGGUGUCUUGCAUAUAGACAUUUCUAUUCCUUGUAACAGUUAACCCAGUUGAAGUGGAUUAACACUGAUAACUUCCUGUCCCUGAUGCCAUUUAGCACAUUAGUGCUUUCAAAGGGCAUUAGUUGUUCAGUCUUAUGCUGUAGAUAAGUGUUGAGUCACUAUUGAGAAGUAGUACACUUUUUUUUUUUUCUUUAGAAGUGAAAAAUAAAACUUGUCCAAGCUGUGCUGCUGAGGACAUGGUGACCAUAGAGUAUUACAGCACCAGUACCUGGUAUUCGUCCAUUACCCUGUUCCUGUGACCCUAUAUUAGUCCAUAAAGGAAUAGUUUCUUUCUUCUUGCUGCUAAGGAAAGUAGACAUACAGAAACCUGCCUGAAUAGGCAGAGUGCAUUCUGAGGGACUCUUUCCAAGCUUUUGGUAUAAAGUGAAUUUAUUGAAAUCUGAAAGUUGCUGUGGUUUUCCCGUAUGUGUUGGCGCCUUCAAGAUUUGCAUUUCUUCUCAUGGCAUCCCCUAGCCUUCAUUCAAUACUCUCUAUAUUUGGCCUCCCUAAUGUCAUAGCUUGGUAAAAGUUAGUGUCAGAAGGUUGGCUGCUCCCCUUUGGCUGAAUCUCGUUCUGUGACAUAGAAGUAUUCAGUGUUCAGUUUUCCCCUCCCUGGCACUCCAGCAUUGCAGAUUUCUAUCUCUGUUAGUUCAAUGUGUGGGAAGGCCUGAAUGCUCAAGCUCUUUGUAUGGAUGACCAAGGACACAAGUUGCCAGGAAAUCAAGAAACAAGGAGGGGAUGAAGAAGGUUGGAGGCCACUGUGAAAAAACAGGGUAACGCUUUGGAGGGUCCAGAGGAACAACUGGGGUAUGUUUCAUUCUGUUGCCCUAACUAAAGAAGGUAAGCAUAUGGUAAAUAUGGCAGCCUGUGAUUUCUACAUAAAUGGGUCUUUUAGUCUAUAUUUCAUAUGGGGAAUUCAAUGUGAGAAGUGGUGUCAUACUACUUUGACCAGUAGGAAAGUUCUCACUCUGUUGCCUCCAUGUGCGGCAUGACAACAAGUGAAGCAGAUAGACUGUAAGUAUCUUUGGCCCUGAUCUGACUGCUAAGGCAGAGGGUGUGUAUAAGGUCUUUCUGAAUCAGCUGCUGCAGAAUAUGUGUUUCUCUCUUGAGUCAGAGUCAUGCCAUAGCUUAUAUGCUGUGAUAGAGCAAAGCAUGUUCUCUUCAAAGUACAGUGCUGGAAAUCCGUUUUGGUUAAUGGAAAACUUUUCUAUGAAAUAUAACUUCAGACCCAAAUUACUCCGGUCUGUCCACAAAAUCUGCAAGCCACUUGUUUUUUAAAAGCUUUUGGCCCUUUCCCUGUUUGCUCAGCUAGCUCUCCUAUUAAUAUGCAUGCUGCUCAAGUGCACUGAGUGCUGCUGCUCCUUUGCCACAUGGUAUGUGAUAAGUAUAGGUUCAGGCAGUGAACCAACAUAGUAAUAAACUGUAAUUGUUUAGUGCACCUUGCUUUCUAAUACAAUUUAAAUCCCUUCUAUCAAAUGCAAAUUUCUAGGUUCCUGAGUGGAGCUUUAAAUAGCAUUUUCUGUGCUCAUUCCUUAUCUUCUGUCAUCCACAAAGUGGUCUGUUAGUGACAGUGGGAUGGCGUAAUUCCACCAUCAUCAUUUUACCUCCUAAAGGAAAGCUGCCUACUCAAAUCUAGAAAUAAUGAGCUAGAUUAAGAGAGAAUUAGUGUUGUUUUCUGUAGAGUCUGUCUCUUCCUCCUGCCCUCCCCAAGUUAUUACAACCCAUGGGUAUUCUCACCAAAUGUUAUGGCUUCCGGUGUUGCUUGCAGUAUGCAGUAUAAUCAGAACAGUAUUUAAAUAUUUUUCAUUUGAAUAAGUUAGAGUCCACCUAUAAUUUCCUCCCUUCCCCCUUUGCUACAAGUAACUUUGUUCAGUUUGGGAUCGUGGGAUGGCUUUGCACAAACAAGCUAGCUGUCUUCAGUAGCGUGCCGGAUCCUCUGCUAAAUAGUAGUUGCUUUGGAAAUCACUCAGUCUGGGACCUGUUGCGCGGUAAAAUAUGUCAAGCUCUGUAAUGAUUUACCUUAUCUAAGUUUUCAACUAGGAGGAGGGAAGCUUUAACUGGUCAAGCAGGGGCAAGAGGCAUAGGAAUGGAUGGAGUAAUGGGAACAGGUAGCAAUAAGAUGAGCAGCCACAUUUAACCCCCAAAUCAGCUUUGAACCCUCCAAACUACCCAGAGCAGUUUUGAACGUGAUCAGGGCUGUUUUCCAGACUGCGUAUCACAUGUGUGAAUUUUACUACUGCUGAGAGAUUUGCCAAAAAUGGUGAGAAGAGAAAGAAGCCUGCCCAUACGGUCGGGAACCUGUUUGUUUUUAUUUCUGUAAAAUAACAGACUUUUAGCUCUGCUCAGUAUUAAGCAGUCUGUGCUAAACUCACUGUCAUUGUUACCUCAGCUGUGAAAUGGCUAGUUUGUGCUCUGAAGCUUAAUUAAAUGACUGUAAAGUGCUUUGGGAACUUGAGAUGAAUGUUGUUACAGAAAUUAUUUUAUUUUGUGACAGCCUGGCUGAAAAGUCCCAUCUCCAGGUCACUAGAAAGGUAUUAUUUUAAUUUUCCCAGUUUUAUUAUGUUUUAAUCAGGCAACUAUCAAACGAGUCUUAAUCCCAUCAAAAUAGAAAUGUAUUAAAUCUAAGAGACUCCACUGAGAAAAAGAAUGAACUGCUUUCUACCUGCACUUUUAGGAGUUAAUUUUUACAUUGAGUAUCCUGCUUAGCUUACAUUUCCUGGAUGAUCCAGGCUCUUCCAUAUUCAUAGUGAUUGCUCUCAUGAUACAUUUUUGAAUACAAGUUAUAUUUUUAUCAUCAUAAUGUCUUAGUACUUUCUACUAUGUAUACUAACCAGCACUAUUAACAUCAAUCAGAUCAUUUGUUCUUGUCCUCUCCCCAUAGGUGGGGGAUGCAGUGAUGUGUGCAAUAACUCGACAGUGGAAAACUUUGUGCUGUGCCGUAGGCUUGUCAAAGUAAGUUGGAAAGAAUCUCCACUUUUUCAGUCCAUGUGCAAGGUAUAGCCUUGCACAUAUAGCCACAUAUAAUCAUUAUUAUAUGAGUCUGGUCUUCCUAAUUCUGAAACUUGUGGGGGUUUCUAAACACUUGUUUUCUAAAACACUGAACUAUGCAACAAAAUUAGCCUUUUAGCUGUGGCCACUCAGUUGUAUAAAUCAUGUAAUGUGAAAUCUCUGAGUUAUAUGAAAGCCAACCACAAUGUCAGUUGCUUGCCUGGUUGCAAAAUGCUCAUUAUCGGGAUGCUUGAGAAAAUCUCAAGAGAGAUUUGUUUACGAAUCAAGGAAUUUGGGGAAACUUUUUAAUCAAUGAAACUUAGGGAAAGCCAUUUAGCUUCUUCGUGCCAGUAAACCUGUGCUGAAGCUAAGAGUGAACAGCACUUCUGUGGAUGCUCUUAAUGAGCUACCUCACUGACAAAAGCGAUGCCUGGUUUAGGUGAUGGUGCCUGGUUCUUUUGGGUUUCCACAAACCGGAUGGUGUGGGAAGUGAUCAAGAAUGUUUAAUAAUUCCAAUUUCUGUUAUGCAAUGGAAUAUUGAAUGCAAACCCCGUUGCACCGGUUUCUACUACUUUGUCCAUGGAAUUAAAAGUCUCUUCAAUCAAAACUCUGUAAAGGCUGUACCUGCUUUUAUUAACGAUACUGGCUUGAUUUCACCCAUUUGACCAAAGGAUGUACAGUUUGUUUCCUGUGUUUGUCUUGAAAGAGAAAUUCUCUCAAGUGCAGUGAUAAUUUGUCUGGAUGACAACAUGGAGGAAUUGCAGUCCUUCUUUUUGCUUGAUCAAUGUGGAGAUGGUGCCUUUCCUUCGUGUGUAUUUCCACUCGUUUCUGUGUGAUUGCUUUGGACUCUGCAGCGAGCUCUCUGCAGCCUGAGAUGUAGUGAUCUGAGCCUUCUUCUAUCCUUUUCAAGUGAGAGUUCACAGUUACAAAAAAGGUCCCUUUUGGUUCAUCAGAAUGUACUGAUCCUGAGGAUAUACAGCACAAUUUUUGGUUUUCCUGUGGUCAGGCAUUUGUGUAAUCCUGUAGAACUGAUACCACCGAACGGAGAUUGCUUUAUAUGAAGAGGGGUGGGAGGUGGAGAGCAGGGGGUAGAUUUCAUCUGUGAGUGGUUCGAUGCAUGGCUUUCCAUGUUUUAUGCAUUUACGUACCAGGAAUUGUGGAUGUGUAAAACGAGCAGUGAAACUUAUAUAAAUAUGUGUUUAAGUAACAAAAGCACCAUUUACGUUACUGAACUGUGGUAAAUUCUAAUGUUUGUAUUUGUAUUGUUACACUGACGUGAAGUUUUAGAUGUUGAGCUAAUUUUGUAAUUAUAAAGACUGCAGUUGUAUGAACUGUUUCAUUCAGUACCCCCGUAGUAAACAAUUGCUAAGAGGUUGCUUUCCCUGCCUGCCUUGUUUUCACCACAGUCAGCUAGUGUUUACAUACAUUUUAGCCUCUGUGCCAUUUUUGAAGUCUUUGUCUCAUUUACGUUUUUGGUUUGGAUAAUACUUAAAUAUGAAAUCCAUCUGUGAAACAUAUUGUAUAUUCACGUUGAGGGGUAAAACCAGUUUUUAAUUAAAAUUUUAU
Messenger RNA from Struthio camelus australis, 7418 nucleotides. The record is from RefSeq and is a predicted model, not a curated record. Lineage: Eukaryota; Metazoa; Chordata; Aves; Struthioniformes; Struthionidae.